Messenger RNA from Vigna umbellata (rice bean), 759 nucleotides. Lineage: Eukaryota; Viridiplantae; Streptophyta; Magnoliopsida; Fabales; Fabaceae. The record is from RefSeq and is a predicted model, not a curated record.
AUUGUGUUUAGCACCCGCAUAUUUUCAAAACCACCGAGUAGCCGUUUCGUUCUUUCUUUGCUUCUAAAGCUUCCCAAACAACCGACUCGACGCACAUCGACGCCAUGAAUCUUAGCUAUGAACAGAAACUUCAAGUCGUUGCCAAAAUCAUACUAGACGAUGAGGCACGCGCCGGCGACGUGCCGUCGUGUGAGGAAGAGCUCGGGCUCAGGGCGACUCUCAAGCCGCACCAGGUGGAAGGGGUUUCCUGGCUAAUACGGAGGUACAAACUCGGCGUCAACGUUGUCCUCGGGGAUGAGAUGGGACUGGGCAAGACUUUGCAAGCUAUCUCCUUUUUAAGCUAUUUAAAAGUGUGCCAGUUGUCUGAUGGGCCAUUUUUGGUUAUAUGUCCUCUAAGUGUGACUGAGGGGUGGGUCUUAGAGAUAGUUAAAUUUACCCCCAAACUAACAGUGUUCAAAUAUGUUGGUGAUAAAGAAAAUAGGCGCAAUCUACGCAUGAAAAUACAUGAACAUGUAGCAAGACAGUCAUCAACAAUCAAUCAGGUCUUGUUGCCUUUUGAUGUGCUAUUGACUUCAUAUGACAUUGCACUGGUGGAUCAGGAUUUUCUUUCUCAAAUACCAUGGCAGUAUGCAAUCAUUGAUGAAGCUCAAAGACUUAAAAAUCCGUCUAGUGUAUGUUGAAAAAACUAUUAAAUGCCUUAUGUUUGGCGGUGUUCAGUAAAAAUAUGCUUCUGUAUAUAAAACUUGUUUAAUUACAUGU